This is a messenger RNA of Aureobasidium musti, 2961 nucleotides long. The record is from the annotation of a GenBank genome assembly. Lineage: Eukaryota; Fungi; Ascomycota; Dothideomycetes; Dothideales; Saccotheciaceae.
AUGUGCUUCGGCAAACACAUUCAGAAGAGGCAGCUGGAUAUCCCGGAAUAUGCUGCCAGCUUCGUUGACUACAAGGCUCUCAAGAAGUUGAUCAAGAAGCUCAGCGCGACCCCAGUCAUACACGCCCAAGACCUCACAAAUUCCGGAAGCGGUCUCGCAGACUCCCAAGCCUCAUUGCAAGCAAACAAAGCUACAUUCUUCUUCCGACUAGAACGUGAGCUUGAGAAGGUCAACAUCUUUUACCUACAGAAAGAGGCCGAGUUACGGUUGAAGACUCUGGCGGACAGGAAGAAGUCAUUACAAGCUCGUGGACUGUCUGCUUCAAAGCUGUCUACGGUCUUUGUCACAUUGGAUGAAGGUUUUCGGUUGUUCAACAGUGAUCUCGACAAGCUACAGUCGCGUACGAAAGAGCUGUAUCUCUCACGAGCAGUAGAGAUACAACCUUGCUUCAACAGAGAUGUUAUCAGAGACCUCUCCGACCAAGCCACGUCAAGCUUGCUCGAGCUUGGCGCAUGGGCAGAAGGCGAGAAGAUCGAAUAUGUUCCCAGCGGCGAUCAACAGCAAAAGCCUCAAGCAGGUGCGCAAGAGGACAAUGAUAUUGAAAUGCAAAUGCAACAGGCAGUCAACACUGGUAAUGAAGCACUGAUCAAGGAGUGGAUCUCAAGACUGGGAUCCACAGAUGAGGCAAGAGAACGCAUCAACCGCAUCUUCCUCAGCACAAUCAACGAUGCACCCUUGGAGAUGCAAAAAACCUUACUGGAGACAGAUCUGGUCAACCUGAAUUACGUGGAUGAGAUCAACGAACGUACUUGCUUGCAUGAGCUCUCGAUCUCAGGAAGACUACUCACUCUGACAAUGGUACUCGAGCGUGGAGCAAAUCCCAUAGCAACCGAUAUCUAUGGCCGCAUUCCGCUGCACUACGCUUGUAUGCGCGGCCACGUUGAAGUGGUCAAGGAACUUGUCAAACACGACUCGGCGAACGCAAUGCAGGGCAUAGAGAGCACUUCUCCAGAUGCCGCGCCCGUCGCUGAAAGUGUCGACUACAAGGACUUGGACAACUUCACACCUCUCAUUCAUGGUAUUGUGCAUGCUCGCUUCGCCGCCGUGCAGGCAGUCUUGGAGCUGGGAGCUCGCGUAGACCCGACUAGCGAAGCCGACCACAUUCCUAUUAACCUGGCCUGUCAAUACGGAUCGGUCUCGAUUGUGGAUCUGCUUCUUCAAUACCGCCCACAAAUCUUGCCUGAUGCAGAAGGUCUCUAUCCACAACAUCUAGUUCCUAGAUCAGGCCGUAGUCCGCAGAUACUGCAGAUGUUGAAGAACUAUGGAGCCAACCUGGAUCAACCGGACAAACUGUAUCAGUGGACUCCCCUCUUCCACGCUGCGAGUGAAGGACACUUGUCAUGCCUGCAGGCUCUGCUCGAGUUGGGCGUAGACGUCGAUGCAUUGGACGAGAAGGACCUCUCCGCCAUGUACUACGCUGCAUGGGAGGGCCACCUGGAUUGUUUACGUCUGCUGGAAAAGGCAGGCCACGGCAGGGGAAUUGCGCGUGAAGAACCAACUCCAGCUCCUGCCACUUUCCAAUCCAUCCUCAGCUCAAGUGCACCUAUUCCCGCAAGUGCAGAUAUGGAAGCAAUUCCUGACCUUUCUUUGCCCCCUCCCAUCAUUCCUCUCAGACGCUAUGGUCACAACUUCCUCGACACAACAAAAACAUUCAUCGUCAUUAGCUUCGAUUCUCAAGAUUCCGAAGCGAUCGAGUUCUACGGCGACAACAAAUACCCCGCUGCAAGACUGACGAUAUCGUCCAAGUCUUCAGAUCUCAUCCCUCGCAACAUCCCAUUGCCGAUACAGGACGAAUUCAAGGUCAUCUCUUUCCAGAUUGACAACCUCGACACCUUUUCGAUCGAUUUCGAUAUCUUCCCUACAUUCGGUUCCAAGAUCAUUGCCAGAGGUGCAGCAUCGUCACUGGUGUUCUCACGCAGAUACAGUAGUUCUGGAAACUGGCAUCUGGAACUCUUCGACCCCAGGCUCCGAGCUAUUGGACGUAUCAGCUUCAAAUAUCAAGUGGUCACGCCUUUCCAUGGCAUUCCCAUGGAGAUUACACAAUUUGCUACGUAUUGGAAGGCAACGAGCCAGAUCAGCUCUCAGCCCAACGCACUCAUCACUGGUUCGAGUCUGAGCGGAGAUUACAUGCGUAUCUUCGUACAGGCAACCAAGGAUGGUGUGCCAGUCCUGUACCCCUCGUGGGCUAUGCCAUCGGCACUUGCAGCAUACGGUGUCAGAAAUGACUUGAUCAGCCGUCUGACUUACGAGCAGUUCUGCGCAAUCGGCAAAGCAAAUGGCAAAGGACCUGAAAGCUUGAGAGCGCUGCUUGAUUCGUCGCCUGCACUACUGGCGCAGGGUCUCGCAAAAUGUUGGUGCUCCCUCCGUGACGUGCUUGAGAUUCUACCUCCGCAGAUGCAUCUCGAUGUGCAUAUGCUCUUCCCUACGAAGGCAGAAGAGGAGCUACUGCGACUUGGCCCGACGGGCAACAUCAAUGAGUUUGUGGAUGCUUCGUUGAAGGAAGUGUUUGACCAUGCAAGCCGACUACGUGGAGCCGACGAAGGCUUCAUCAGAUCGAUUGUGUUCUCUUCUUACAACGCCAACAUCUACCCUGUGCUGUUGUGCAAUGACCUCGGCAUUGAACAAGCAAUGUCGGAAGAGGCAGAGUGGCCAUUGUUCAGCAGCGGACGCACCACGACGUCUGUCAAGGAAGCCGUCAGAAUCGCACAAAGCAAUAACUUCAUGGGACUGAUGUGUAGCUCCAGGUUGCUGACGGCUGGACUAGUGUUGAUCGCCGACGUGACCAACUCGACUACACAAGAGCAGGUUGCACGAGCAUCCUUUGACGCGCUGCCAGACGAGGUGGACGGCUACCUCGACAACAACGCAGUUUUGCGAUUCCACGAAAGCAUCGAUAUGUAA